UCAGAAUACGGGUGAUGAAACACGCACAGUCGUGCAGCGUGGUUCCUCAUGUGUCCUCGUUUUGCCUAACCAUGAGGGCUGGCGACGACAAAGCUGUUUAUUAUCCAUUAGAACUUCAUGUUAUAGUCUGAUUUUUUAUUUUAUUUAACAGUUGUUGUUUAAUUUAUCAGUUGAAAAGAUGGGGAAAAGAAAGACUAAAAACCAGAAGGCGGCCCGCGUCGCUUCGAAUCACGUGGCCGAGGAGAAGUACAACAGCGUGCCGCACUCCUUCGUCUUUCACCGUGGCCAAAUCGGGAAGAACGUGGAACAGCUGGUGAUGGACAUGCGGCGUGUCAUGGAGCCGUACACAGCGCAGUCCUUAAAGGUUCGAAAGAAAAAUGUCUUAAAAGAUUUUGUGGCCGCAGCAGGACCGCUGGGAGUCACGCACUUCCUGAUCUUCACCAAAACUGACAAUAGUGUUAACUUGAGACUGGCCCGGCUUCCUAAAGGCCCCACUGUCCAUUUCCAGAUUUCUAAGUACACUCUCAUUAAGGAUGUAGUUUCAUCUUUAAAGAGGCACCGGAUGCACGAGCAGCAGUUUGCCCACCACCCGCUGCUGGUGCUGAAUAAUUUUGGGCUGGAGGGCAUGCAUAUCAAAGUGAUGGCUACCAUGUUUCAGAACAUGUUCCCUUCCAUCAACGUGCACAGGGUCAACCUGAACAGCAUAAAGAGGUGUGUGUUGGUGGAUUAUGAUCCUAAGACUCAAGAAAUAGAGUUUCGGCAUUACAGUCUGAAGGUGGUCCCUGUGGGCAUGAGCAAGGGUGUGAAGAAGAUCCUGCAGGAGAAGUUCCCUAACAUGAGCAGACUGGAGGACAUCAGUGAGCUACUUCUGAAGGGUGCAAACCUUUCAGAGAGCGAAGCAGAGCAGGACGGCGAGCACAACAUCACCGAGCUGCCUCAGGCGUACUCAGGCCGCGGGAACAUGAAGGCGCAGCAGAGCGCCAUCCGACUCACUGAGAUCGGCCCCAGAAUGACCCUGCAGCUGGUGAAGAUUGUAGAAGGCCUGGGAGAGGGGAACGUGCUUUAUCAUUCUAUUAUGACGAAGAGUGAGGAGGAGAUUCGGGAGAUUCUGAAGAGGAAGGAGGAACGUCUGAAGGAGAAGGAAGACCGCAGGAUGAAGCAGGAUGAAAACAUUGCCCUGAAGAAUCAGAAACGAGAAGCGAACAGGAAAAAGAGUCUGGAGGGCAUGAAGAGGAAAUGGCAGCAGGAAGUGGCUGCGUCUGAUGACAGUGAAGUGGAGGAUCCUGGGAUGCAGGAGGACAAGCCUGAGGCUGAGGAGUCCGAAGAUGAGGCAGAGUAUUACAGACAGGCUGUCGGGGAGGAACCUGAUGAAGACAUGUUCCCCACCGCAAAGAGGAAACAUGGCCCGGGCAAGUCACCUAUGCCUUUCAAAAAGAGGAAAAUGUCUGCGUCAAAAGCUUCUGAUGACGAUAAAUCAAGAUCCAGACCUAGUGGCAAGGUUUCUUUUGGUGCCAAAAACUUUGGUGGUGGGAAGUUUGGUGGGAAGAACAUGGGUAAAUUCGCAGCAGGAAACAAAAGAUUUAGAGCGGGAAAAAUAACCGGGGUCAGCAGCCGGUUUGGGAAGAGUAAAGGAGGAAAGCAGUUUGGAGGAAACAAAGGGGAAAGGUUUGGAGGAAACAAAGGGGAAAGGUUUGGAGGAAACAAAGGGGAAAGGUUUGGAGGAAAGAAAAGUGGGACACAAAGUUCAAAGGGGAAAGGACAAAGACCCAAAACCGGCUCUGCAUUUAAAGCAGGCCCGAGAGGAGGACAAACAAAGAAGGACUUCAAGAAGAAGAAAGAGAGAAGGAGGCUCAGUAAAAUGAAAAUGAACUGGUGCUGUAACAGUACGUUUCAAAAAGAACUGUUACCUCCCAUCUACGGUGUGGAGAUGUGUGUGGCGCUGGUGGGGAACAUACUGGCGCUGUGGCUGCUUGUGACUAAGGAGAAGAAGAACUGGCACACGGGAGUGGUGUUCUCCUGCAACCUGGUCAUCAGUGACAUCUUUUACGCCCUCAGUCUGCCCCUUCUUAUGGACUAUUAUUCAAGAGAACGGCAGUGGAUAUUUGGUGAUGCUGUCUGCAAAAUAGAGCGCUUUCUCUUCACCUGUAACCUCUAUGUCAGCAUUUACUUCAUCAUGUGCAUCAGUGUUAAUAGAUACCUGGCCAUCGUUCAUCCCUUCUUCGCACGCCAACACAUUCGCCCAAAACACGCCAAGAUCAUCAGUGUGUUCGUCUGGAUCUUUGUGGCAAGCAUUUCAUCUCCACUUCUCUACUUUUCAGGUGUCUAUAGUGACAAAUGUUUAAUAUUUGCAAAUCUAGAUAAAAAAUCAAGCCUAAAGUCUACCUACAGGGUGUUUAUGGUUGUUAUAGGCUGUUUUGUCCCAUUUGUAGUUACUUUUGCAUCCUAUUUUGGUGUUUUGUGGGUGGUUUUUAGAAAUGCAAAUAUCACCUCACUGGAGAAAAAAAAAGUGGCUCUGAUUGUUGGUGUAAGCUGCAUCCUGUACACUGUGUCUUUUGUCCCCUAUCACAUUCUACAAAUAUGGAACUUUGAACUGAGGGAAAAAAAUAAAUCUGAUUGUUCUGUGCAUGAUGAAUACCAAGUGUCAAAGGCAUUAGCUUGCCUGAACAUGUGCCUCCAUCCCAUCCUGUAUAUGGCUGUGUUUGAAAGUGUCAGGGCAGUGUGCUGUACAAAGAGCUCAAAUGUAUCAAAUGUACAGAUCACAAAAGCUGAAGAACAGAACCUUGAAUUGAAAUCCAGAGACUGAGAUUGCAAGCGAUUU
This is a messenger RNA of Ictalurus punctatus (channel catfish), 2818 nucleotides long. RefSeq names its product peter pan homolog (gene ppan). Bases 179 to 2803 code for a protein of 874 amino acids. NCBI's taxonomy places the organism in Eukaryota, Metazoa, Chordata, Actinopteri, Siluriformes, Ictaluridae. Gene Ontology annotation, molecular function: G protein-coupled ATP receptor activity; rRNA binding; neurotransmitter receptor activity. Gene Ontology annotation, cellular component: preribosome, large subunit precursor; plasma membrane. Gene Ontology annotation, biological process: neuronal signal transduction; rRNA processing; G protein-coupled receptor signaling pathway. The record is from RefSeq and is a predicted model, not a curated record. The transcript has 13 exons.